AUGUUUAAGCUGUUUAAAUCAGCAGACGAAUUAUCAGAAGAUGACGAGUCAGUCACCCCUGUGUAUAUUCCAAAGGCAAAGCGUGCCAAAUUAGAAGCAUUAAAAGCUAAGAAAUCACAAAUUGCUUCUCAAACAUCAACUCACAAACAACAAAGUACCACCAAAAACACUACUUCUACUACCACUACAAACAACACCAACAAUUCAAAACCAUCAAACCAAACAAAGAAAUCAACGGGGAAAAAAUUUCAAUUUGAUUGGGAUGUGGAAGAGGAAGAUACUGCAUCCGGGUUUGUCCCCUUAAUAGAUAUGGAUGAAGAACUUGAUGACCCAUUAUUUAGUGGCCAAGAACUGACCCAUUGGACCAAUAAAAAACUAGAAGAAAUGACAGAUAGAGAUUGGAGAAUAUUUAAAGAGGAUUACAAUAUCACCACCAAAGGUAAAAACAUACCUAAUCCUUUAAGGUAUUGGCAUGAAGGUUUGAAUAAUGACAAAUUGGUUUCAAUAAUUUCUCAAUUAGGUUAUGAUGAACCGACUUCAGUUCAAAGAGCAAGUAUCCCAUUAGCAUUAAUGAAACGAGACGUUGUGGGAGUAGCUGAAACUGGAAGUGGGAAAACUUUAGCAUUUUUAAUUCCAGUAUUGAAUUAUAUCUUAUCGAUUGAUGAAAAUUAUCUCAAAUAUGAAAAAAUAUCAAAUGAACCAGUAGGGUUGAUUUUGGCACCAACAAGAGAAUUGGCAUUACAAAUAACAAAGGAAGCAGAAAAAUUUUGUAAAAAACUCGGAUAUCAAGUGCUACCGAUUAUUGGAGGACAUCAAUAUCAAGAUACCAUAAAUCAAAUUGACCAAACUGGGGUCCAUUUGAUAGUGGCGACACCAGGUAGAUUAGUGGAUUCGAUUGAAAGGAAAAUUAUUGAUCUUAGCAAGUGUUAUUGUUUGGUUAUGGAUGAAGCAGAUAGAAUGAUAGAUAUGGGAUUUGAAAAGGAUUUAAAUAAGAUUUUAGACAAAUUGCCCACUGAAAAGCAAUUAUCACUGACAAUAGACGGAAGAAUAUUUCAUUUGGAGAAAAGAUCAACAAUGAUGUUUACUGCAACUAUUUCACCAACAGUUGAAAAAAUAACUAAAAAAUAUUUGAUAGAUCCGGGUUAUCUUUAUAUUGGUGGAGCAGGAGAAGCUUUAGAUAAUAUUAAUCAACUGUUUGAAUUUUUGUCCAGCGCAACCGCUGAAGCAACUAAACUCAAUAAACUAAUAAAGAUCAUUCGAAGUCACUGGAGAGUUACUGAAAACCCUUUGAUUAUUAUUUUUGCAAAUUUCAAGCACGUUUGUGACUCAUUAUCAACAGAAUUAUCUAGUAAUGAUAUAAAUAACGUUGUCAUUCACGGUUCUAAAUCUCAAGAUGUAAGGGAACAAGCAAUCACGAAAUUUCGAAAUCACGAAAGUGAAGUUUUAAUAGCAACCGAUGUUGCUGCAAGAGGUAUAGAUAUUCCAAAUGUUACUUUGGUGAUUAACUAUCAAAUGGUGAAGAAAUUUGAUGAAUAUAUACACAGAAUAGGUAGAACUGGUAGAGCUGGCAACUUGGGUGAAAGUUUUACAUUUAUUUCAGAUCAAGAUAUGGAAAUUUUUACUCCCUUAAAAAAAUUCUUGAAAAAAGGUGGCAAGAGAUUACCGGAUUGGUUAUACAAGCAUCAAUCACAAACAGUCCAAGAAUGA
Molecule: messenger RNA, 1707 nt
Organism: Candida dubliniensis CD36
Lineage: Eukaryota; Fungi; Ascomycota; Pichiomycetes; Serinales; Debaryomycetaceae
Product: mRNA splicing protein
Exons: 1
Coding region: 1-1707 (568 amino acids)
Biological process (GO): mRNA splicing, via spliceosome
Cellular component (GO): catalytic step 2 spliceosome
Molecular function (GO): ATP binding; RNA binding
Source: RefSeq, a predicted model, not a curated record